AUGUCUUCCCAGUCUGCCAUCCCCACAGCCCCACCACAUCCUACCGCACCUCUUCCACUUCUUGACAAUACUCCAGCUGAUGCACCGCCUACCGCUCUAGCUAAUGCACCAGUCAUCGACGAGCCAGCUGUUAGGCGCAUUGCCGGCGCCAGAAUCAACCCGAUCCCUGUUUCUCGCUUCGACUUUCGCAAGGAAUCUAUCCAAGAGCUCAUUCUUCUCCGGGGCUUGGCUCUGCAUCGACCGUUUGUGGCCCCGCAUGGAAGCGGCACGGAUGCCUGGAACAAACUUGUCGACUAUCUUCACGAAACUGACCGCACCGAGCGCCCUACAACGCCAUUUUACACCAAUGUCAAGCCUCGGUCUUGCAAGCUUGCUUGGGAGCGUCUGUUCAACGAGCAGAAAGCUUAUGAGGCAACCAUGCUUGCGGCUACCGGUAUUGCCCCUCAAGAGACAGAACGACGCCGUUUGAUGAAGGAGCUCAACGCUCUCAAGACAGCUGGGGCAGAGGCAGUGGCAGACGCCAGACAGGAGAAGCACCGUCAGCUUGAGGUUCAGACAGAGGACAGACGUCUAGGCCAACUUCUCCUUGACUCCGCAGAGUCCCUCUCUGUCAGAACACGUUAUGGCGGCGGUUCAGACUCGGAGUCUAGUGCUGCGACAUCAUCGACAACCACUAAGUACGGCAAGAAACGCUUCACUCUUCAAAGCCUUGAGAAGCAGCAGCAGGAAUCAUUGGAGCAUGUGAAAGGGCAGACCGAGUUAUUGGCGCAACAGUUGGGUUUGCAGAGGGAACAAAUGGAGCACCGAAAAGAUGAUAUCUUGAGACAGGAGGCGUUAGAUCGUGAGAAGGAGGCUCGUGUUGUUGAUCGAGAACGCGAGAAGGAGCAGAGGCAGCUGGAAUGGGAGCGGGAGAAGGUGCGCCUUUCAGAGCUUCGGGAAGCGGAGAGAGCUAAACGACAGGAUGAGGUUGAAGAACGUCGACACAAGGAGUUCAUGGAGGUUCUUAAGCAGCAAUCGAUCCAAUAUGAGAUGAUCAUGUCCAAGGCUUUCUCAGCUAAAGUAGAUGAUGUUACAAAGUAG
Messenger RNA from Linnemannia hyalina, 1080 nucleotides. The record is from the annotation of a GenBank genome assembly. Lineage: Eukaryota; Fungi; Mortierellomycota; Mortierellomycetes; Mortierellales; Mortierellaceae.